AUGUCUUCUUUUCUAGACCGCUGGAUUUAUAACCGCUCCAGGGGUUCCUACUCUGGGACAUAUAAUUUAACUACAGGUACCUACAAUACAUCAUCGGGUACACCAAUAUCUACUACUGAAAAAGCUGAACAUUACGAAGCUUCAAAAUCUCCUGGCACUACACCAAAUCUUCGUAAUGUACCAUAUGCAUACUAUAAAAAGGAAGGAAAACAUGAUAAAAUGGAUGGAGAGAUUUUAGUCCAUCCCAGCACAAGUGCUGAAACAAAGAAAUUAAUCAGUGAAAUGGAACGGAGAGGUUCCACUUCCUCCACUUCUUCUGAAGAAAGUGGAUAA
Molecule: messenger RNA, 333 nt
Organism: Brettanomyces bruxellensis
Lineage: Eukaryota; Fungi; Ascomycota; Pichiomycetes; Pichiales; Pichiaceae
Exons: 1
Coding region: 1-333 (110 amino acids)
Source: RefSeq, a predicted model, not a curated record